Messenger RNA from Leopardus geoffroyi (Geoffroy's cat), 1512 nucleotides. It is a transcript of the gene TMEM95, whose product is annotated as transmembrane protein 95. Gene Ontology annotation, cellular component: acrosomal membrane; sperm plasma membrane. Gene Ontology annotation, biological process: fusion of sperm to egg plasma membrane involved in single fertilization. The record is from RefSeq and is a predicted model, not a curated record. The coding region runs from base 1 to 999 and encodes 332 amino acids. The transcript is spliced from 7 exons. Lineage: Eukaryota; Metazoa; Chordata; Mammalia; Carnivora; Felidae.
AUGAACAGAGGAGGCCGGGAGGGUUGGGGGAGGAUGUGGUUUCUGGGUCCCCGAGGGAUGGGAUCCUCACGCACGAGUUCUUCACGGUGGGAGGCGGGGGGGGGGGGACGGGGGGCGGACUCCCUCGCUGUUUAUCGCGGGUCACGAACUUACAAGAAGAAAAAUAAAAUUGCUUUUUGGAACCUCAAACUUGUAAAGGCUGCUGCUGAGGGCCGGGGUGGGGGUGGGGGGCACUGCCCCCUUUGCAGCAGAAGCCCUGCGUUCUCUGCCCAGUCUUCUUCUGGCCCCCAGUUCCUUGGGCCCCUGCUUUGCCCUAGCCCGAGAUGGAGCGGUGGUGCUGUUCCAGAAUGCUCUAGAACCCCGGCUGUUCCGGAACAGUCUAGAACCUCCGGGCAAAGGGUUGGAUCCAGGAUCGAAGCAUUCCAGGCCUUCCCAGCCUACAUGGGGCCAGCCUCCCUGUGCCACCCGCUAGCGGGCCUCAUGUGGACGCUGGCACUAGGUGGGGUCUUCCUGGCAACCGGCCAGGCCUGUGUCCUCUGUCACCUCUCAGACCGUGACCUGUCGGGCCGCUUGGCUCGACUCUGCAACCAGGCGAAGGCUCGGUGGGAGACCUGUGAGGCCUCCUGGACCUUCCCGGCCUUUGCCUUAGAUGAGGUGUCCACGAACAAAGUCAUAGAGAAGACUCACAGAGUCCUGAGGGUCAUGGAGAUCAAAGGGUCUCCCUCCUCACUCCCUUUAUAUUGGCAAUGGCUGCAAAAGGUCAAGUUUCCUGAGUACACCAGGGAAGCUUUCUGUGCUCCCGCCUGCCGGGGCAGCACCGUCCUGUACAACUGUUCCACCUGCCAGAGCUUUGCCGUGCACUGCUGGCCUCUAAAGCGCUGCCUCGCAGGAAGUCACGAUCUUCGGGAAGCCAGGAUUCUGCUCCUCUCUGUGUUCAUAACUGUCCUGCUCCUGGGCGUUCUGAGCCUCGUGGUGGAGUCCAGACACUUCAAAGCAUAAAGUGACAUGUGAAGACAGCCUCCCAGCCCCCACGUCCUUUGGAAGGGACCCGCCAGCCCCUCACUUCCAAUCCCAAAGGCUCAGCCUUCCAGACCCUAAACCCAGCCGCCUCCGUGAUCCCAGUGUCAGAUGGCCUCCAGGGGCCCAGGCACCCACAGCUGGAAAGUUCCUCCCCUCCGGCCCUCAACUCAUCAGCCAGAAGCAGUCACUGAUUCCAGGAAAAUGGCUACAGGAGGAAAGAACCCCCUGCACACACACACACCGCCGCCCCCACACCCCCUUCUGCCUGUUCUCGGAAAGCGGGGGCUGUUUGCCCCAGAAGCUGCUCUUGGCCCUCCUCUGACUGAUUGGGAAUCCGGGAACGAGGGUUCUGGAAAACUCCCUCCCUUUAGAGUGGCGACCACAUCAGUCAGCCUGCUGGCAUGCUAUCCCUCCAUUUAACAUUGUGAAGCCUUGGCCUCCCACAGAGGCCUCCCUCCUGCCAAGAUCAAGUAAACCUGCUUUUCAGUGGCC